Messenger RNA from Panthera uncia (snow leopard), 2835 nucleotides. It is a transcript of the gene CHN1, whose product is annotated as chimerin 1. The transcript is spliced from 8 exons. Gene Ontology annotation, molecular function: ephrin receptor binding; GTPase activator activity. NCBI's taxonomy places the organism in Eukaryota, Metazoa, Chordata, Mammalia, Carnivora, Felidae. The record is from RefSeq and is a predicted model, not a curated record. The coding region runs from base 1975 to 2814 and encodes 279 amino acids. Gene Ontology annotation, biological process: ephrin receptor signaling pathway; regulation of small GTPase mediated signal transduction; positive regulation of GTPase activity.
UUCCCUAAUGUCACUGGUUUCUGUGGUGCUGAACUUUGCAUAUAUCUAAUUCUUGUUCAGUUAUGUCAGGUAUAUAUUUGUGCUCCAUAUUAUUUCCUAUUUUAUCAGUUUCAUGGUUUUUAAAACUAUGUUGAAAAAAAAAUGUCCCCUGAUUAAAAAAAAAAAAAAAAAGCUCAGGGCUUUGGGUCAGAAGCAUGACUAUGGUCAAGAAAAGAGAGCUGUAUUACAUGAGAAAUUGAGGGGGUCGCAUAAUCUAUCAAAACUACUUUUUUAUUCCCGUUAUAAAUAGUUCCGUUCUUUAGCAAAAUGAUAUAUAGCCAUGCUUUAAAGUACAUAGGAUUAAAUUCAGUCUAUCGAUAACUUGUACUAUUUUGGGAAUCAGUCAGUCUUGAGUAACAGGAGUGUUUAUCUCCUUCGGGACCCUUAAGAAUUAAUUGAAUCAGAAAGAUUUAUUUUAAUUACAAGAGACAAUUUAAGUUUUUCCUUUGUCACAUUUUAGUUGUAAUAUGUUUAAAGUUAACAUCAGAAGUUUCAAUUCCUUGGCAUUACUAUUUGCUUUGGAAAAUGAUCCCUAGCUGCCUCUUUAUCCCUCAGAAAAAGAGUGAGAGAAUUUCUUGAUGUUUUACAUUGUAUGGGAUUUAGUUGGGAGAAUUUUAUGUAUUCUAAUUGGAAUUGUGUUAUUCACUCUAAUAUUCUUGAGGCUCUCCCGCGGCCAUAUUAAAGAAAUGCAGUAUUAUAUAGUGAUUUGAGCUUGGAUUGUGUCACCAAAUAGAUUUGUGCACAAAUUCUACCAUUUUACCAGUUGUGUGAACUUACUUCGUGUCACUGAAUUUCUCUGUGCUUUGAUGUUCUCAUUUGUAAAAUUAUAAUCAAACUGUUGUGAGGAUUGAUUGAAGGAGAUAGUAUGUGCAAAAUAGUCAAACAGCGACAGGCACACAGUAAGCACUCAUGAGUUUGGUGGUGACGUUACUGUGACAGCUAUAUUACCUCAAGGCGGUAUCCUAAAAUACUUGCAGUUAUCUUGAAGUAUUUAGGCACAGAAUGGAAAUUUAAAAUGUUCAUUGUCUAGCCUAAAUUUUAGUUUCUGGCAAAUCUAACUCAAAGUAGCAUUUUGUGGCUACAGCAAACCCAACAUUUUAAAUUACAGACUGUAGAAAAUUUGUAGAAAAAGGUUUUUCAUGUAUUCGUGUUUGUUAGGAACCCUAAUCUUUUUUGGAAGUAACCAGAAUGUAGAAUCCUAAUUGCUUGCCGUAUUUAAUAUUGUUCUUUUCACUCUCUAGUUCCCAUUUUCUCACUUUUGGUUAUUUUCUAUUCAUGGUAUUUUUCAGUCAUGCUCGUAUUUAAGUAUCUCUAAUACUGACAAUGCAUUUUAUGCAGAUGUGAUAGAAUAUUCUAAGUCAGCAUUUGUGAAUGUGUUUAAAAUGUGUUCAUGUGAGGUUUUUAGAGUUGAUCGGCCAAAUGAUGACCUUUGCUAAUGUGUUCUGGAUAUACUUUUCAAAAUCAAGAGACUCGAACUAAAGACACAGCUGUUUCCCACUGGGCUAGUCAUUUCACCUCCUAGAGUCUUGGUUGUCCCUCCUACAAAGUGAAAGUAGCAUUCACAGAGGAAAGAGACUGAGGUAGACGAUGUCUGGAGGACCCUUUUAGCUCUAGGAUCCGUGAUUCCCCAUGUAUUCUGGCAGCAGCACCUGUGAUGGUACAUGGUCUGGAUUGCCUGCUGCUGAUGGCCACUGAUGGCCACAUAGAGUGAGGUAGCUAGCACCGGAAAGUAUUUCUCUCCAGCGGUACAUAGUUAAGGAUCAUGGAAAAAAAAAUUUUUUUUUCUCUUUGCUUUAAACUGCAUGCAUCUUAAAUCUAGUUGGCUUAAAAUCUACUCACUCAAAAAUAGAUUUAUUUUAUUUAUAGGUGUCAUCCAACAGGACAGGGAUGAUGACCUGUUCAGGAGCUUGAAACAUUGAUUCCCUGUCACAGUUGAUGACAUUUUUGACAUCACUUGUUAGAAGAGCAACUCUGAAAGAAAACGAGCAAAUUCCAAAAUAUGAAAAGGUUCACAAUUUCAAGGUCCAUACAUUCAGAGGGCCACACUGGUGUGAAUACUGUGCCAAUUUCAUGUGGGGUCUUAUCGCUCAGGGAGUGAAAUGUGCAGACUGUGGUUUGAAUGUUCAUAAGCAGUGUUCCAAGAUGGUCCCAAACGACUGUAAGCCAGACUUGAAACAUGUCAAGAAGGUAUACAGUUGUGACCUUACCACUCUCGUGAAAGCCCGUGUCACCAAGCGGCCAAUGGUGGUGGACAUGUGCAUCAGGGAAAUUGAAUCCAGAGGUCUUAAUUCUGAAGGUCUGUAUCGAGUAUCAGGAUUCAGUGACUUAAUUGAAGAUGUCAAGAUGGCUUUUGACAGAGAUGGCGAGAAAGCGGAUAUUUCUGUGAACAUGUAUGAAGAUAUCAACAUUAUCACUGGUGCGCUGAAACUGUACUUCAGGGAUCUACCAAUUCCGCUCAUCACAUACGACGCCUACCCUAAGUUUAUAGAGUCCGCGAAAAUUAUGGAUCCCGAUGAGCAAUUAGAAACCCUUCACGAGGCACUGAAGCUCCUGCCGCCCGCUCACUGCGAAACCCUGCGGUACCUCAUGGCGCAUCUAAAGAGAGUGACCCUCCACGAAAAGGAGAAUCUUAUGAAUGCAGAGAACCUCGGCAUUGUUUUCGGCCCGACCCUUAUGAGAUCUCCAGAACUAGACGCGAUGGCCGCGUUGAACGAUAUACGAUACCAGAGACUGGUGGUGGAGCUGCUUAUCAAAAACGAAGACAUUUUAUUUUAAAUUUUAGUUUGCGGGGGGGGG